Messenger RNA from Klebsormidium nitens, 2854 nucleotides. The record is from the annotation of a GenBank genome assembly. NCBI's taxonomy places the organism in Eukaryota, Viridiplantae, Streptophyta, Klebsormidiophyceae, Klebsormidiales, Klebsormidiaceae.
GCUGCCCACGUUGAUCCCUUCGCUGCGAGAAACGUCUCCAAUGUUCACAAUCUUGAGGGUACAUCAGGCUGGGCGAAACAGUGGAGGUCAAAGCGUGCUGGGGGCAGGAUUGUCGUCGAGCAGGGAUCGAAAAGCGCUUUGGAGGUGGUGUUUUGUAGAGGGUUUGUAGCACUUUUCGUAAGCACUAGCUGGUCCGUCUUCGUCUUGGAGAAUCUGAUUGGUGGCAGAAGUGCGGUUGGGGAAUAGGUUUGGCACUUGGUCGGCUGCUGCCAAAUCUAAGCAGCCAUGGCAACAUCGGCGGCGGUUGCUGGGUCUGCCUCAUCCACGAUCGCCACCAACUGGGGGGUUUCUUGCCGCGCGAAUGCCCACAGGAGAAGUAAUUGUGCAGUAGGAAGCCCGUUCUUGGGUCCAGGGGAGAGUUUGGCUGGGACCAGCUCCUUUCUAGGAUGCCAGUUGAAGGGAGGGCAGGAUGGACUGUCAAAGGCUGCCAGCACUUCUGGGAGGCAUGCCGCUCCAACUGCUGUGAUGGCGCCCCGCAAGGCACCGACCUCUGCCCCAGCUAAGCGGAGCAAGGUGGAGAUCAUCAAGGAGAACAGCAACUUCUUGCGGUAUCCCCUCAUCGAGGACCUGGCAAACGACGAGCCGAACGUCAGCGAGCCCUCGGUGCAGCUCAUCAAGUUCCACGGCAGCUACCAGCAGGAUGACCGUGAGAAGCGCACGUUCGGGCAGGGCAAGGCGUACCAGUUCAUGAUGCGCACCAAGCAGCCGGGGGGCAAGGUGGACAACCGCUUAUAUAAGACGAUGGACAACCUCGCCGACAGGUACGGGAACGGCACGCUGCGCCUGACGACGCGCCAAACGUUCCAGCUGCACGGCGUGCUCAAACAGGACAUGAAGACGGUGUUCAGCACCGUGAUCAAGAACAUGGGGUCGACGCUGGGCGCGUGCGGGGACGUGAACAGGAACAUCCUGGCGCCCGCGGCGCCGUAUGCGGACAAGCCUGAGUACAAGUACACUCAGGAGUACUCCGACAAAAUUGCGGACCUUCUGGCGCCCCAGGCUGGCGCCUACUACGAUGUGUGGCUGGACGGCGAGAAGGUGAUGUCAUCGGAGGAGGACCCUGAGGUCACCAAGGCUCGGAACGACAACAGCCACGGCACCAACUUUGAGGGAUCCCCCGAGCCGAUCUACGGCACGCAGUUCCUGCCUAGGAAGUUCAAGAUUGCAAUUACGGUUCCGGGGGACAACUCGGUGGAUAUUCUGACGAACGAUUUGGGCCUGGUCGUGAUCACGGACAAGACGGGGGAGCUGGAAGGAUUCGACAUCUACGUCGGUGGCGGCAUGGGGCGCACCCACCGCAAGGAGGAAACAUUCCCCGCGCUUGCGCUGCCCCUCGGAUACGUGCCCAAAGAAGACAUCCUGUACGCCGUUAAGGCGAUCGUGGCGACGCAGCGCGAUUAUGGGCGGCGGGACGACCGCAAGUUCUCGCGCCUCAAGUACCUGGUGCACGACUGGGGGAUCGACAAGUUCCGGACGGUCACGGAGCAGUACUACGGGAAGAAGUUUGAGUCGUUCCGGGAGCUGCCCGAGUGGAGGUUUGAGCACUACCUUGGCUGGCAAGAGCAGGGCGACGGCAAGCUGUUUUUGGGUCUGAACGUGGAGAACGGGCGCAUCAAGGGCGACCUGAAGAAGGCCAUCCGGGCGGUGCUGGACACGUACGACCUGCCCGUCCGGAUCACCGCCAACCAGAACCUCGUCCUGUGCGACGUCAAGAAGGCCUGGCGGAGCCCGAUCACGAGAAUGCUGCAGGCCGCCGGCGCGGUGGUCGCCGCCAACAAGCUUGACCCCCUGACAGUAACCUCCAUGGCGUGCCCCGCGUUCCCCCUCUGCGGGCUGGCCGUCACCGAAGCGGAGCGCGCCCUCCCGGACAUCAACAAGCGCCUCCGGGGGAUCAUGAAUAGGCUGAAGAUGAGCAAGUCCGACGACACCUUCGUUGUGCGCAUGACGGGCUGCCCUAACGGGUGCGCCCGGCCGUACAUGGCGGAGCUUGGGUUUGUGGGCGAUGGGCCCAACAGCUACCAGAUCUGGUUGGGCGGCACUCCAAACCAGACGGCGCUUGCGCAAACGUAUCAGGAGAAGAUGAAGGUGCAGGACCUCGAAAAGACGAUUGAGCCGAUUCUUGCCACGUGGAGGGACGAAAGGGGCCCGGCCGAGAGCCUGGGAGAGUACGUAAACAGAGUGGGCUUCGACCACCUGAGGCAGAAGGCGGCCACAUACACGCCCGUCCGGAGGGGCGGCCCCAAGGCCAGAUCGUUCAUCAUCAAGGAGGACACUUUGGAUUCGCUCACGGAGCUUUCGAUUAGGAGCGGCAAGUCGUUGCAAGAGCUGGUGCACGAGGCCGUUCAGAAGAUGCUCGACGAUAAGGCGUAGAGUUUUAGUCCGAUGAUGAGUUUGUAGUGCCGCUCAACGUGAUUCAUUUGCGAACGUGUGUAACCGUUGUGGGCUUAUCCACGGCAAGGUGGGUAGCGUGGCUAGCUUAUGAGCGGAGAGGGUUCUUGUGUGUAGGCUGCCUCCUUAAGCAAACUCUUGUGAGCUUUUGGGCGUUCUGCUAGCGAGCAUAUUAAACUCACCACAAAGGUUGGUGAAGAAUCUUUAGAUCAAACUGUUGCUGGGCACCUACCGAAAGUUGUGGGCAUGAUCAGGCAGUGCCUUCUUGGUUCCGUUCCGUUGGUUCCGUUCCAUUAUAAGGAAGCAAUGAGCUGCAUAUGUGCUGCCAAUCAAUUGCUUGCGGGCCAGGCAUGUAGGUUUGACGUUGCGGCCAGAAGUAGCGCGGAUUUCUGUUUUGAUACAGUCA